AAGUGCGAAUCCAACCCUCCAUCACUUGACAUGUACCAACAAAAGUUCGGCUAGAAAACGACUCUUUUAUGGCUAUCGAUUACAAAUUUACAAUUAGGGACCCAUUUGGAAUAUCUGUGUACUAAUUUAUUUACAAAUAUUGGGACCGCGGUGAAUAGUGGCGACCAAAACUAGGGACCAUUCUACAACAUUCAUCAGACCGCCGUUGGAUCCACCUGCUGGCCUUUACCUUCGUCCGCCGUCGGCUCCGGCCGCGGCGGCGCUUCGCCGUCUCCGUCUUCGCCCACCUCCGCUCAACAGUUGACCCCGGCUAGAGCUUUGCGCGCCAACUCCCCGCCAAUGCUCGGGUCAGGGUGUUAUGCUGCCGCCUUGGUGGCGGCGGCGGCGGGAAGUGACAAAGUUGUUGUUCAGAGAGAGCAUGGCGGGCCGCCGGCGGUGCUUAGAGCGUGCGGGCGCUCAUCACCAGCCUGGCGCCUGAUCAGCGCGCUUUCGUGCUCCUCGGAUUUGCUAGGUGGAUAAGGAGGAGUGGCGGAUGCGGCAAGGGGUCGAGCCGGAGUACCGAGCGCGAGGUGUCUCCGGUAUCCAUGACUAUCUGCCAUGGAAUGCUUGGAUGAUCAUGGAUGUGAUUACCACCAUCAAAUGGUGAUCUUGCCUCGAUCAAUGGGGGGAAUUUGUAAGGUUAGCGGAGAACUCAUUUUUCUGCAUCAUUUUGGGCAUUUGCAUGAUAUUGGUUUCUCUGUAACUCGUGACAACUGAAAAAGGAUGUUUGGUAUAAGUCUCCGCUCUGUAUAUUCACUUGUCAGUUGAUCUGGAGCUGCCCUAUGACGGAACCAGAGUGAUUUUCCCGGUUGUCAAUGAAGGUGAACGUUACCGCUCCUAUGCACCUGCUGGCUAUUUAUAUCUGCCGCGUUGGUGUCCUCUCUCAGUUGCCUCAUUCUUCUUGUUGCUCCUUCAUCAGGAAAGCGAGUUAGCGGUGAGCUUCGUAGGUCGGAUUUGAACCUGUUACUUCAUCAAUGUCUCAAGGGAACACAACAAAGGCAUCUGAGCGCUCUACUCCUGCAAUUCUGAAUAUGUCUCAUGAUAAUGGUCCGUCUGAGAUGGGUGUUGGUCAGCCAAUGGUUGUUGGGCGUAAGCUGCUUCCACCGGUUGUACCAGGUGAUGAACCAAUUCUUGUGGGUGAAAAGCAGUAUGCUGCUAUCCUUCGUCUGCGUGCACGUCGGCUUCGUAUCAAAGAAGCAAGGGAGCGAAGGUUGCUCCAAGCCAAGAAGCUCCACCCAAGAGGUCCUAAUGGGCGCUUUGUCAUGAGCAAGGACGAUCAGGAAGGGCCCAAUGGAGGCAGCAUGGUGGAAUGGAACCCUGCCCUAGGAGACAGUUAUCAGCACUUAAUCACAACCAAUCGAUACCAGGAAGCGACGAACGUUGGCGGCGAGGCGCAAAGCAGCAUCCCACGAGGCUUCUAUUGGUAUGUUUUCACAACCAAUGAAGGUGGGGAAAGCAGCACCCCUGGAAUAGGCUUCUAUUGUCCCUUCAUCACAACCAAUGGCGGGGAAAAUGUUGGUGAUGUGGCCUCUGGAAGUGAGGUGCCAAGCAGCAAUGCCCCAAGCGGCUUCUUUUGGCCCCUCAUCAUGGCCAGUGGAUAUGAGGAAAACAUUGGUGAGGUCGCCUACGGCAGCAUGGUACCAAUCGGCACCCCUGAAGGAUACUUCUGUUGGCCCGUUGUUGCGACCAAUGAAUAUGUGGAAGACAUUGGUGAGUCUGCUGCCUAUGGGAGCGAGGUGCCAAUAAGCAACCCUGCAGGAGACUUCUGUUGGCCUGUUGUCGCAACCAACGAUGACGAAGAAAACGUCGGCGAGGUCGCCUACAACAGCAUCCUGAACCUUGAAUCACCUGAUCCCACCGAUCUCCUCAGGAUCAUGCUGGGCAACAGGUACAACAUAGAUGAAGUCUCAGAGCAGUUCCAGAAUGUGGCCCGCCUCCAGGCCCCUGGCUUUACCACCCUCCUGACCGUCAUGAACAAUGCAGGGUAUGAUCCGGCUGCGGAUCAUGGCCCCUAUGAUGUGCACAAAGUAAUGACAAAGUUAGAAGGGUGGUAGACCAGCGGCAGGUCACACUGAGGCCUGCCCCUGCUACCGUUCUACAGCCAGUUGAUUUGCUUAGUUCCCUGGUUGUUGACUUGUUUGCUAUCUGUUCUCUUUUGGUUGUGUUAAGACUUGUUAGAUUCUCAGUAUGUGUGAUGGUCCAGCUGAGAAGGUUACUGAACCUGUUUGGUUAAUAAGGUUAUGUACUAAGCCUAGCUAUCACCCAGGUUUGAGAGCUGAUGCACUCAAAUUUGGAUGUCUGUUUCCUCUUAUUUACAGUGCUACCUAGUUUCUUCUAAACUGGUUAAGUUUGUGUAAGGUCAUGUGCCGUACUGGUACUUGAGCAUGCUUAAACCUGAAUGGUUUUAUGGAUGUGGUUUAUGAAUGAUGUUAAAUCUUGGAUUUUAUUAAAUUGGUAUGCUAUGCGUGCGGA
Molecule: messenger RNA, 2511 nt
Organism: Sorghum bicolor (sorghum)
Lineage: Eukaryota; Viridiplantae; Streptophyta; Magnoliopsida; Poales; Poaceae
Exons: 7
Coding region: 1014-2093 (359 amino acids)
Biological process (GO): regulation of transcription by RNA polymerase II
Molecular function (GO): DNA-binding transcription factor activity, RNA polymerase II-specific; RNA polymerase II cis-regulatory region sequence-specific DNA binding
Source: RefSeq, a predicted model, not a curated record